GGGAGGGCAGAUUUUUCGGGUCCGCUAUAAGAGAGCCACCACAAGCUGCACUGGAUAAAGCUUUUUCCUCCCAGGACAUCUUGUGAAAAAGUGAAUGUGAACAGCGAGCCACACAACAAGAACAGCAGCAGCAGCAGCAGCAGCAACAGCAGCCAUGAAGUUUCAAGCUCUUUUCUUCCUUCUGCUCCUCACCAGCAUGUACCUGAGUCUGGCACAAGGCUCAUAUGGUAACUGCUGCCUUGGCUAUGUUCGGCGAAUUAAAGCAAGUGCAAAGAGAAACAUCGAAAGUUACAGGAUGCAGGAAACAGAUGGUGAUUGCAACAUCAGAGCUGUUGUGUUUCUGAUGAAGAAGAGGCGUUCACAAAAAUAUAAUAAAAAAACGCGGACUGUCUGCGCCAAUCCGAUGGAUGGUUGGGUCCAGGACAUGCUCAGGACUGUGGAUAAUCGAUUGAAGAAAUAGACUCCUCAAAGGAGAGAAAGAAGAGAAGAAUGGGAAAAGAGGAGAGCAGCUGUUACCUCUCAUGCAUCAUAUAUCACCUGUGCACAGAUGGAUUAUGUUUCAGUAGAUUAGGAAUUUCCUGUUGCUGACAGAGGAUUUAAAUCAUGUACAUGGUUCACUAAAACAUGUAACUACUUACCAUAUGCUAUAGCCACUAUUGCGUAAUUCAUUUAUAUGAGCCAUCCCUAUGUAACUGUUCACUGUUUUUUGAUAUUAAGAGCCAGCUAGGAAUGAGCCACUAUUUGGCAGCUUUGAAAUGUUUGUGUGUGUAUGUGUGUAAAAGUGUGUGCGAUGUAUAUGUUACACAUACAUAUGGGAUUAAGCUGAGAGUUUUUUUUUUUAUAUAGAACAAAUUCCCAUAUUUUUGUAUUAUUGCAUUUUGUAUCUUUCUCUAUCAAAUAAAGAAAAAAACAAAACAAAGA
Messenger RNA from Seriola aureovittata, 921 nucleotides. It is a transcript of the gene ccl25b, whose product is annotated as chemokine (C-C motif) ligand 25b. The transcript has 5 exons. Lineage: Eukaryota; Metazoa; Chordata; Actinopteri; Carangiformes; Carangidae. The record is from RefSeq and is a predicted model, not a curated record. Gene Ontology annotation, cellular component: extracellular region. Gene Ontology annotation, biological process: cellular response to type II interferon; cellular response to interleukin-1; inflammatory response. Bases 155 to 460 code for a protein of 101 amino acids. Gene Ontology annotation, molecular function: CCR chemokine receptor binding; chemokine activity.